GUUCUUACUGUAAAAAGAAAUUUACCCAGAAACAUCGUAUGAUAGAUCAUUCACGGACUCAUACUGGAGAGAAACCUUUUGAAUGUUCUUACUGCACAAAGAAAUUUACCAAGAAAGAAAAUAUGAUAAUUCAUUCGCGGACUCAUACUGGAGAGAAACCUUUUGAAUGCUCCUACUGUAAAAAGAAAUUUACCCAGAAACAUCAUAUGAUAGAUCAUUCACGGACUCAUACUGGAGAGAAACCUUUUGAAUGUUCUUACUGCAAAAAGAAAUUUUCCCGGAAGCAACAAAUGAUAAUUCAUUUACAGACUCAUACUGGAGAGAAACCUUUUGAAUGCUGUUACUGCAAAGAGAAAUUAGCUUCAAAUAGAUGUUUAACACUUCACAUAAGAAGUCACACUGGAUUGAGGCCUUUUGAAUGCUCUUACUGCAAAAAGAAUUUUACCCGGAAACUAGACAUGAUAAUUCAUUCACGGAUUCAUACUGGAGAGAAACCUUUUGAAUGCUCUUAUUGCAAAAAGAAAUUUACCCAGAAACCAAAUAUGAUAAUUCAUUUAAAGACUCAUGCUGGAGAGAAGCCUUUUGAAUGUUCUUUAUGCAAAAAGAAAUUUACCCGAAAAGAAAAUUUGAUAAAUCAUUCACGGACUCAUGCUGGAGARAARCCUUUUGAAUGUUCUAACUGCAAAAAGAAAUUUACAAGUAAGAAUGCCUUAACAUAUCACUUGAAUAAAAACUUAUGCUGGAGAGAAGCCCUUUGAAUGCUCUUACAUGUAUGUACUGUGAAAAAAAAUUUCAUGUAAAGAAUAUUUGAAWUUUUUUGUACAAAAUCCCACUGGGGAAAAGUCAUUUGAAGUAUWGUUAAAAGCACGAGAGAGAGUGUUUUAUCAGGUAUAAAGCCUAAUAAAUC
Molecule: messenger RNA, 907 nt
Organism: Exaiptasia diaphana
Lineage: Eukaryota; Metazoa; Cnidaria; Anthozoa; Actiniaria; Aiptasiidae
Product: gastrula zinc finger protein XlCGF57.1-like
Exons: 1
Coding region: 39-758 (239 amino acids)
Source: RefSeq, a predicted model, not a curated record